Messenger RNA from Platichthys flesus (European flounder), 5490 nucleotides. Its product is annotated as myosin heavy chain, fast skeletal muscle-like. The coding region runs from base 1 to 5490 and encodes 1829 amino acids. The record is from RefSeq and is a predicted model, not a curated record. Gene Ontology annotation, molecular function: actin filament binding; cytoskeletal motor activity; ATP binding. Gene Ontology annotation, cellular component: myosin complex. The transcript has 35 exons. Lineage: Eukaryota; Metazoa; Chordata; Actinopteri; Pleuronectiformes; Pleuronectidae.
AUGAGUUCGGACGCUGAAAUGAGUGUGUUUGGGGAGGCUGCCCCGUACCUGAGGAGGCCAGAACGGGAGAGAAUCGAAGCCCAGAACAGGCCCUUCGAUGCCAAAACUGCCGUAUAUGUAGUGGAUCCAAAGGAGCUGUUUGUCAAAGGCAUUCUGCAAAUCAAGGACGGUAGCAACGCAACUGUUAAAACCGACACAGGAAAGGUUGUUACAGUGAAGGAUGAUGAAGUCUUCCCCAUGAACCCGCCCAAGUUCGACAAGAUCGAGGACAUGGCCAUGAUGACCCACCUCAACGAAGCUGCUGUGCUGUUUAACCUCAAAGAGCGUUACGCAGCAUGGAUGAUCUAUACCUACUCAGGCCUCUUCUGUGUCACCGUGAACCCUUACAAGUGGCUCCCGGUGUACAACCAAGAAGUGGUGGUGAACUACAGGGGCAAAAAGCGCCAGGAGGCUCCACCACACAUCUUCUCCAUCUCUGACAACGCCUACCAGUUCAUGCUCACUGAUAGAGAAAACCAGUCCAUCCUCAUCACCGGAGAAUCCGGUGCAGGAAAGACUGUAAAUACCAAACGUGUCAUCCAGUACUUUGCGACAAUCGCAGUGUCUGGGGACAGGAAAAAAGAUGCUAGUGGCUCUGGAAAAUUACAGGGCAAUCUGGAAGACCAGAUCAUCUCUGCUAACCCACUGCUAGAGGCUUUUGGAAAUGCCAAAACUGUCAGAAAUGACAACUCUUCACGUUUUGGCAAAUUCAUCAGAAUCCACUUUGGAACGACAGGAAAACUGUCUUCCGCAGACAUUGAAACUUAUUUGUUGGAAAAAUCGAGAGUAACGUUCCAGCUGUCUUCAGAGAGGAGUUACCAUAUUUUCUACCAGAUCAUGUCCAACAAAAAGCCUGAGCUCAUAGAGACUCUGCUCAUCACCACCAACCCCUACGACUUCCCGUUUGUCAGCCAGGGGGAGAUAAGUGUGGCCAGUAUCAAUGACAGUGACGAACUAAUGGCCACUGAUAGCGCUAUCGACACCCUCGGCUUCACUGGAGAAGAGAGGAUUGGCAUCUACAAGCUAACAGGUGCUGUGAUGCAUUAUGGGAAUAUGAAGUUCAAGCAGAAGCAGAGGGAGGAGCAGGCAGAGCCAGAUGGAACAGAGGUGGCUGACAAAUCAGCUUACCUGAUGGGACUGAACUCUGCCGACCUGCUGAAAGCACUGUGUUACCCUCGAGUGAAGGUUGGGAAUGAGUAUGUGACCAAAGGGCAAACUGUUCAGCAGGUCUACAACUCCAUUGGUGCUUUGGCCAAAUCGGUGUAUGAGAAGAUGUUUCUGUGGAUGGUCUUUCGCAUUAAUCAGAUGCUGGACACCAAGCAACCCAGACAGUUCUUUAUAGGAGUCCUGGACAUUGCUGGGUUUGAAAUAUUUGAUUACAACAGUCUGGAACAGCUGUGUAUCAAUUUCACCAAUGAGAAACUGCAACAAUUUUUCAACCAUCACAUGUUCGUGCUGGAGCAAGAGGAGUAUAAGAAAGAGGGCAUCGAAUGGGAGUUCAUCGACUUUGGGAUGGACCUGGCUGCUUGUAUAGAGCUUAUUGAAAAGCCAAUGGGUAUCUUUUCCAUCCUUGAAGAGGAGUGUAUGUUUCCCAAGGCAUCAGACACCACCUUCAAAAACAAGCUGUAUGAUCAACAUCUUGGGAAAUCAGGCAACUUCCAGAAGCCCAAGCCUGUCAAAGGCAGGGCUGAGGCUACCUUCUCCCUGGUGCACUACGCUGGCACUGUGGACUACAGCAUCACAGGCUGGCUAGACAAGAACAAGGACCCACUGAAUGAGACUGUAGUCCAGCUGUACCAGAAAGCCGGCCUCAAACUAUUAGCGUUCCUCUAUUCUACCUACUCCUCGGUAGAUGAAAAUGUUGGUGGAAUUGCCAAGAAAGCAGCAAAGAAGAAAGGCUCUUCCUUCCAGACUGUGUCAGCCCUCUUCAGGGAGAACCUUGGAAAGCUGAUGACAAAUCUCAGGUGCACCCAUCCUCACUUUGUCCGCUGUCUGAUUCCAAAUGAAACUAAAACUCCAGGUAUUAUGGAACACCAUCUGGUUAUCCAUCAACUGCGAUGUAAUGGAGUGCUGGAAGGAAUCAGAAUCUGCAGGAAGGGCUUCCCCAGUAGAAUUCUUUAUGGGGAUUUCAAGCAAAGGUACAAAGUGCUGAAUGCUAGUGUGAUUCCUGAGGGACAAUUCAUUGACAACAAGAAAGCUGCUGAAAAGCUCCUGGGGUCUAUUGAUGUGGAUCACAACCAGUAUAAGUUUGGGUAUACCAAGGUGUUCUUCAAAGCAGGACUCUUGGGUUUACUAGAAGAAAUGAGGGAUGAAAAACUGGCCUCCCUCAUUACCAUUACUCAAGCCUUGUGUCGUGGCUUCCUCAGAAGGAGGGAGCUUGGGAACAGGAUGCAGAGUAGAGAAGCCAUUUACAUUAUCCAGUAUAACAUUCGUUCUUUCAUGAAUGUAAAACACUGGCCGUGGAUGAAGCUUUACUUCAAGAUCAAACCACUCUUGAGGAGUGCUGAGACUGAGAAAGAGAUGGCCAUCAUGAAAGUGGAGUUUGACAAGUGCAAGGAGGACUUAGCUAAAGCUGAGGCCAGGAAGAAGGACCUGGAAGCCAAAAUGGUUUCCCUGGUUCAGGAGAAGAAUGACUUGAGUCUGCAUAUUCAGUCUGAAAGAGAGAGCCUGGCAGAUGCAGAAGAAAGGUGUGAAGGACUGAUAAAGAACAAGAUCUUGCUGGAGACCAAAACCAAAGAACUCAGUGAGAGACUAGAGGACGAGGAGGAGGUGAAUGCUGAGCUGACUGCCAAGAAGAGGAAGCUGGAGGAUGAGUGCUCUGAGCUGAAGAAAGACAUUGAUGACUUGGAACUCACCUUGGCUAAAGUAGAGAAGGAAAAACAUGCCACUGAAAACAAGGUGAAGAAUCUGACUGAAGAAAUGUCCUCUCUUGAUGAUACCAUCGCCAAAUUAUCCAAAGAGAAGUUGGCGCUUCAGGAAGCUCAUCAGCAGACACUGAAUGACCUGCAAGCAGAGGAAGACAAAGUCAACUCUCUGACUAAAGCUAAGAUCAAGCUGGAGCAGCAAGUGGAUGAUCUUGAGGGCUCUCUGGAACAAGAGAAGAAGGUCCGGAUGGACGUCGAGAGGGCCAAAAGGAAGCUCGAAGGGGAUCUUAAACUUGCCCAGGAAUCCAUAAUGGAUCUGGAAAAUAACAAACAACAGCUGGAGGAACACCUCAAAAAGAAAGACUUUGAAUUCAGCCAACUUGUUGCCAAAAUUGAGGAUGGGCAGAGUGUGGCUGUACAAUCUCAAAAGAGGAUCAAGGAACUUCAGGCUCGCAUUGAAGAGCUGGAAGAGGAGAUUGAAGGUGAACGUGCAGCCAGAGUAAAAGUAGAAAAGCAAAGGUCUGUUUUUUCCAGGGAGCUGGAGGAGAUCAGUGAGCGGCUGGAGGAGGCCGGAGGAGCCACCGCUGCUCAGAUAGAGAUGAACAAGAAGCGAGAGACCGAGUUUCAGAAACUGAGACGAGACCUUGAGGAGUCAACACUCCACCAUGAGGCCACUGCUGCAGCUCUGAGGAAGAAACAUGCUGACAGCGUGGCUGAGCUGGGAGAGCAAAUUGACUCCCUGCAGAGAGUGAAGCAGAAGCUGGAGAAGGAGAAGAGUGAGUACAAGAUGGAGAUUGACGACCUGUCCAGCAGCAUAGAGGUCAUGGUCAAGGCUAAGACUAAUUAUGAGAAGCUGUGCCACUCUUUGGAGGACCAACUGAGUGAAUACAAGACGAAACAUGAUGAGAACACUCGUCUGAUCACUGAACUUAAUACUCAAAUGGCAAGACUUCAGAAUGAAAAUGGUGAGUUCUCUCGUCUUCUUGAGGAGAAAGAGGUGAUACUCUCUCAGAUGUCCAGGGCUAAGCUUGCCUUCACUCAGCAAAUUGAGGAACUGAAAAGGCAGGGUGAAGAAGAAACAAAGGCUAAAAAUGCCUUUGCCCAUGCCCUGCAAUCUGCCCGUCACGACUGCGAUCUGCUCAGAGAGCAGUUCGAGGAGGAGCAGGAGGCCAAGGCCGAGCUGCAGAGAGCAAUGUCCAAGGCAAACAGUGAGAUUGCCCAGUGGAGAACCAAAUACGAGACUGAUGCCAUCCAGCGCAAUGAUGAGCUGGAAGAGGCCAAGAAAAAGCUUGCUCAACGUUUGCAGGAGGCUGAGGAGGGCAUCGAGGCUGUUAACACCAAGUGCUCGUCUUUGGAGAAGACAAAGCAGAGGCUGCAGGGAGAGGUGGAGGACCUGAUGAUCGAUGUGGAAAGGGCAAAUGCUCAAGCAGCUGUCCUGGAUAAAAAGCAGAGAAGUUUCGAUAAGAUUCUGUCUGAGUGGAAGCAGAAGUAUGAGGAGUGUCAGGCAGAGCUGGACGGAUCACAGAAGGAGGCCCGCUCCCUCAGCACUGAGCUCUUCAAGAUUAAGAACUCUUAUGAGGAAGCUUUGGAGCACCUUGAUGUUCUCAAACGAGAUAAUAAAAACCUGCAACAGGAAAUCUUGGAUCUGACUGAACAACUUGGAGAAAAUGGCAAAGCCAUCCACGAGAUUGAGAAGACUAAGAAACAAGCGGAAAAUGAGAAGACAGAGAUCCAGAAUGCUCUGGAAGAGGCUGAAGCUUCUCUUGAGCAUGAGGAAUCCAAAAUCCUCCGCGUCCAGCUGGAGCUCACUCAAGUCAAAGGAGAGGUCAACCGCAGGCUGGCUGAGAAGGAUGAGGAGCUGGAGCAGAUGAAACGCAACCACCAGCGCAUUGUGGAAACCAUGCAGUCUGCCUUGGAUGCCGAGACACGCGGCAGGAAUGAUGCCAUGAGAGUCCGGAAGAAGAUGGAGACUGAUCUCAAUGAGAUGGAGAUCCAGCUGAGCCAAUCCAAUCGGCAGGCUGCUGAAGCCCAAAAGCAGCUGAGGAAUAUGCAGGCCCACCUUAAAGAACAAACCCUUCACCUUGAUGAGGCCCUGCGCAGCCAGGAGGACCUGAAGGAGCAGGUGGCCAUGGUGGAGCGCAGGAGCAGCCUUUUGCAGGCAGAGGUGGAAGAGCUCACUGCUGCGCUGGACCAGUCGGAACGAGGCCGCAAAUUAGCUGAACAGGAACUCACUGAUGCCGCUGAGAGAGUUGGGCUGCUGCACUCUCAGAGCACCAGUCUUCUAAACUCGAAGAGAAAGCUGGAGGCAGAUGUGAGCCAGCUGCAGGGUGAGGUGGAGGAUGCAAUCCAAGAGGCCCGCAAUGCAGAGGAAAAAGCUAAGAAAGCCAUCACUGAUGCAUCUAUGAUGGCAGAGGAGCUGAAGAAAGAGCAAGACACAAGCAGCCACCUGGAGAGGAUGAGGAAGAACCUGGAGGUGUCUGUGAAGGAUCUGCAGCACCGUCUGGAUGAGGCUGAGAGCUUGGCUUUGAAGGGGGGCAAGAAGCAGCUCCAGAAACUGGAAACUCGGGUAUCACACUCAUUCAUGUGA